AUGUCUAGCACCUCUGGCCCAGCUAUCAAGAAGCCCAAAAGAAGAGGCUUGCCGAAGACAAAAUCAGGCUGCAGAACUUGCAAACAACGUCGCGUGAAGUGCGGAGAAGAGAGACCCUUUUGCUUCCGCUGUAUAAAUUUUGGAGUCCCUUGCGAUGGGUAUGGCUUUCUUGACAACCCAGCCAACCUGCCAGGGCGUAAUUUCUUGAUUCUGCCCAGAUCACAAAGCGCAGCCCUUCCACUCCCUGUUCUCAACAACCCAGGAUCCUCACUCUUCAGCGCCGCGCAAGAAAGUCGAUAUUUCGAUGUCUUCUGCAACAAGACGGCUUAUGAUAUCCUGCCUACUUUCGACUCAAGCGCAACGGCCUUGAGGCAGGUCAUUCUUCAGACAUGUGAGAGUGAGCCUUCGAUUCGCCAUGCCGUUGUGGCACUGGGGGCAUUGGAUUUAGCUGCUCGGAGUCUACAGGACUUCUCCCCAAUGUCCUUGGAUGCUUGGAGAGAGACGCCUCUUCAGCACCACCAAAACGCACUGAAGCAGUAUGCAACUGCCAUUAAGGAAAUGCGGCAAGCUGCUUUGACGACCAAGCAAGAUUUACGGACUACGUUGCUGACGUGCCUGGUGAUCAUGUGCUUUGAAGCAUGGAAUGGGAACCAGGAUUUGGCGAUUAGGCAGAUUCAGAUGGGGUUUAAGCUUAUCCAAGCGUGGAGAGAGGAGGAGGUUGACGAGCAGGACGAGAGAAGGUUUGUAGGGUUGGAAUCUGCAAUGUCCGAUACUGUUGAGGAUGGGCUUGUGAGAGUCUUCAAAAGACUUGAUGUUCAGGCCAUAUCAUUCUCCAGCGAAUCCACACCAGAACGGCACGCCAUCGUUCUUAGUGGCGAAAGGAAACUCCUAGAUCGCAUGCCUUCAGUCUUCACCUCUGCCCGCGACGCAGCCACAUACGCCAAUGCUCUCGUCCGGCAAACGAUGCGUUUCUUCUCCGAACAGAUACCCCUUCCCAUCCCACCACCACCACCAGUAUACUUUCCCAUGCACGGCUGGUGGGGUGUCAAGAUCCCGCACGUAGUAUCCAUCCAGCAACGCAUCAUGACAGACGUUCUUCGUUGGAAAGCAGCCGACGCACCCUUCUGGCGUCGGCUCAAUAUGCAAUUCCAGGACCAUGCUCAUGAUCAUGGCGAGGAUUACUUCCUCGCAAGUGUCUCGCGUAUGCAUGUGCAAAUCCUGUGGAUCGGCUUGGUUACCAUCUGCAUGGACAGCGAGAGCGAGUUUGAUCAGUAUUUCGACAUAUUCCGAGAUGUCGUUGACUUAGCUGAAUACACUCUCACGGUCCAGAAUGCGAGAUCCAAACAACCCAAAUUUACUUUCGAUUCGCUAGUCGUAAUCCCGCUGUAUUUGGUUACUUUCAAAUGCAGAGAUCCGACGAUUCGACGGAAGGCUGUGAGACUGCUGUUAGAAAACCCUAGGAGGGAGGGUGUAUGGGAUAGUGUUCUUGGCGGCAAGAUGGGAGAGUGGGCUAUGACUGUUGAGGAGGAGUUUAUGGAAGAUGGGAAGGUUCCUGAGUGGGCGAGGAUUCACUGGGUUGCGCUGGAAAGAGACAAGGAGCAGAGGAGUGCGAUGCUGAGUUGUGAGCAGAGAGUUGGGCAGUACUCGGACGAGGUCAUCACGAGGCGGAAAAUUUUCACGUGGUGA
Cadophora gregata is the source of this 1686-nucleotide messenger RNA. RefSeq lists its product as uncharacterized. Gene Ontology annotation, molecular function: DNA-binding transcription factor activity, RNA polymerase II-specific; zinc ion binding. The record is from RefSeq and is a predicted model, not a curated record. The transcript has 3 exons. Lineage: Eukaryota; Fungi; Ascomycota; Leotiomycetes; Helotiales; Ploettnerulaceae. Gene Ontology annotation, biological process: regulation of DNA-templated transcription. The coding region runs from base 1 to 1686 and encodes 561 amino acids.